AUGAAAGAACCAAUUCCACCCCCUACCGACACCAUUGCCGAUUCCUCCAUGCCAAAGCAGCUCCGCUUCCUUGUCAUCGGCGCCGGAUCCCGUGGAAAUGCCUACGCCCGCGCCGUCACAACCGCAACACCAGGCGUAAUCCACGCUGUCGCCGAACCCCACCCAUUCAAGCGGAGUGAAUUCGGACGAAACUACAUCUGGGGCGAGGGAGCCCCAAGCGAAGGCCAACAAUUCGCAGACUGGCGCGAAUGGGUGCAAUGGGAGACCAAGCGGCGGGCACAGGCACAGAACGAUGAGACACGCGCAAGUGGAAACACACCUCCAGGCGUAAACGGUGUCUUCAUCUGCACGUUAGACGAAACACACGUUGGAAUUGUCCAAGCCCUGGCCCCUCUCAAACUCCAUAUCCUCUGCGAAAAACCACUAGCGCUCUCCCUAGAAGACUGCCUAACCGUCUACCGAACCCUGCAACCACCAGAAGGCGAAACCAAAACACCACGAGCUCCAUCCAAUAUCUUCUCAAUCGGCCACGUCCUCCGCUAUAGCCCACACAACAUCCUCCUGCGCAAACUCCUCGUAACAGACAAUAUAAUCGGCGACAUAGUCUCCCUAGAACACUGCGAACCAGUAGGCUGGUGGCACUUCUCGCACAGCUACGUACGCGGCAACUGGCGCCGUACCACCUCAGCAGGAGAUGGCUCCCUCCUCACGAAAUCCUGCCACGACAUCGAUUUCAUCCUCUGGCUCCUCUGUUCCCCACCAUCCCCAGAAACAACCGCCGCAGAAAACCCCCACAAACCGCAUUUCCCACGCACCAUCUCCUCAGCCGGAACAAUGACCCAAUUCCGACGAGCCCGCAAACCAAAAGCAGCAGGCACCGCAACAAACUGCCUCACCUGCCCAAUCGAACGAACGUGCAACUACAGCGCAGUCCGAAUCUACAACGACCGCCACCUGUCAACAGGACACACAGCCUGGCCCGUCGACAUCGUCGCCCCAGAUAUAGAAGAUGUAUUCCGAGUCCAGGGCUCCAAGGCCGCUGAAUCACACCUCCUCGCCCGUCUAGCCGAAGACUACGAUACAACCACGCCUGACUCAACAAUCGCCUCGAGACCAUGGUACGGACGCUGCGUCUACGAAGCAGACAACGACGUCUGCGACGAUCAAGUCGUGACAAUAACCUGGGACGACGAGGAAGACGCACCGCACCGCCUCGCGAAAACGGCUUCGUUCCAUAUGAUAGCGCCAACGGAGAAACAGUGUGAACGACGUGGUCGGGUCUAUGGAACGAAGGGUGAGAUCGCGUAUGACAGUCAUAGCAUCUCAAUCUAUGAUUUUGCCAGUGGGGAGACAACCGUUAUUGAUGUGCCCAAGCCGCCGCCUGAGAGGAAGGAGUCGCAUGGUGGUGGGGAUUAUGGGCUUGCGAGGCAGUUUGUUAGUGCUGUUGAGGCGGUUGAGGUUUCAAGGGUUGGGGUUGAGGAGGCGCAGGCGAGGUUUGUGGGUUGUACGCUUGAAGAGGCGGUUCGGAGUCAUGCUGUUGUUUUUGCGGCGGAGGAGGCGAGGAGAAGUGAGAGGGUUGUUCGUUGGGGGGAGUGGUGGGGGGAGAAAUUGAGGGUUUCUGCGGAUGGUUGGGAGUAA
Messenger RNA from Penicillium canescens, 1638 nucleotides. RefSeq names its product Gfo/Idh/MocA family protein. NCBI's taxonomy places the organism in Eukaryota, Fungi, Ascomycota, Eurotiomycetes, Eurotiales, Aspergillaceae. Gene Ontology annotation, molecular function: nucleotide binding. Bases 1 to 1638 code for a protein of 545 amino acids. The transcript has a single exon. The record is from RefSeq and is a predicted model, not a curated record.